This is a messenger RNA of Camelina sativa (false flax), 2478 nucleotides long. The record is from RefSeq and is a predicted model, not a curated record. NCBI's taxonomy places the organism in Eukaryota, Viridiplantae, Streptophyta, Magnoliopsida, Brassicales, Brassicaceae.
AUGGUCGGGAUAAGCCCCGAAGUCAUGUGCCAUAGGCUCAACAUCGACCCCACAUUCAAGCCGGUCAGACAGAAACGCAGGCGUUUGGGCCCGGAUCGAGUCAAGGCGGUCCAAGACGAAGUCGAACGACUACUCAAGGCAGAUCAAAUAGUGGAAGUCCAGUACCCUGAUUGGUUGGCUAACCCGGUGGUGGUCAAAAAGAAAAACGGCAAGUGGAGAGUCUGCGUGGACUUCACCGAUCUCAACAAAGCAUGUCCUAAGGACAGCUUCCCUCUGCCACACGUAGACCGUCUCGUCGAAGCUACGGCCGGCAACCAACUGCUUUCAUUUAUGGAUGCAUUCUCAGGGUACAACCAGAUCGCCAUGAGUCCGGCCGACCGCGAGAAAACGGCGUUCAUCACAGAUAGGGGCACCUACUGCUACAAGGUGAUGCCGUUCGGAUUGAAAAACGCUGGAGCAACCUACCAGCGAUUGGUAAACAUGAUGUUCGCAGACCUGCUCGGCAAAACUAUGGAGGUCUAUAUAGACGAUAUGCUGGUCAAGUCUUUGAUCGCAGAACAGCACGUCCAACAUCUGACGGAGUGUUUUGACAUCUUGGAUCAAUUCGAAAUGAAAUUAAACCCAACGAAAUGUACGUUCGGAGUAACCUCCGGAGAGUUCUUGGGGUACAUCGUCACUGAACGAGGAAUAGAGGCGAAUCCUAAACAGAUUGAAGCCAUCCUGGGACUACCCUCACCGACCAACAAGCGAGAAGUACAACGCCUGACUGACCGGAUCGCCGCUCUGAAUCGUUUCAUCGCCCGAUCAACGGACAAGUGCCUCCCCUUUUACCAAUUGCUUCGCGGAAAUAAAGAUUUUCAUUGGGACGAGGAAUGUGAGGUCGCCUUUCGUCAGCUAAAGGAGUAUCUGACUUGCCAUUCAGUGUUAGUCAAACCGGAGGACGGCGAGGCGUUGUACCUCUACAUCUCGGUUUCAAGCUCGGCAGUCAGUGGGGUGUUAGUCCGAGACGAUCGCGGAGAUCAAAAGCCCAUCUUCUAUACGAGCAAAGCACUUAACGACGCGGAAUCACGAUACCCCACGCUGGAAAAACUGGCCCUUGCGGUGAUCAUCGCUGCACGGAAACUACGCCCCUAUUUUCAGUCGCACUCUAUCGUCGUGCUUACUGACCAACCACUCCGAACCGUCCUCCAUAGCCCUCUCCAAUCCGGACGCAUGGCGAAGUGGGCAGUCGAACUUAGCGAAUACGAUAUCGAAUACCGUUCUCGACCAAGUCUGAAGUCGCAAGUUCUGGUUGACUUCAUCACCGAACUAUCGCCUGAGCUCGACGACCCCACCCCCGCGGUGGAACAAUGGACAAUGUUCGUCGACGGUUCGUCAACAAGUCACGGAUCUGGGGUGGGACUCAUCCUCCGAUCCCCCACCGGUGAGAUCCUUGAGCAAGCAUUGAAGCUCAACUUCAAAGCGUCGAACAACGAAACCAAAUACGAGGCCGUUCUCGCGGGACUCCGUUUAGCCCGGGGACUCGGAGUCAAACACCUGCAGGUCUACUGCGACUCCCAACUCGUAGUCAGCCAAUUCAGUGGAGAAUUCGACGCCAAAAACAAACGAAUGGGAGCAUAUCAACAGUUGGUCCGCACGUUAUCCGGGGAGUUUGCGUCUUUCUCUCUGACAAAGAUCCCACGGAACGAGAAUGCAUCAGCGGACGCCCUCGCAGCCCUGGCAAACCGCUCUGACCCCGAGCUACGACGUACCAUUCCAAUUGAGUGCAUCGAUGCUCCCAGCAUUGAUCCGGACAGCCAGAUUGCCGUCAUCAACGACGACUCAGUCCCGAUGGAAGUCGAUGAGCCAAUAGAAGAUAUGACGGACGUCGCCAAACCUCCGGAGGAUUGGCAACUUGAGAUCAAACUUUACAUCUCCGAUGCUGAAGCCACGAAUAAGUCGAUCGUCGACGAACUCAAGAAACGACUCGGUCGAAGGAAGGGAGCAUGGGCAGACCACUUGGACGGUGUACUAUGGUCAUAUCGCACAACCCCGCGGCGAAGCACAGGACAGUCCCCCUUCUCUCUCGCAUAUGGUCUCGAAGCACUUGCCCCGGCCGAAGCAGGAGUCCGGACACUUCGCUGUACUAUGAUGGUUGAUAAUCCCGAACUCAAUGACAAAAUUCUGAUCGACCACAACGACCUUGCCGAGGAGUUGCGCGAUAAAGCUUUAGUUCGAGUGCAACAUUACCAAGACGCAACAGCUCGAUACUAUAAUAAGACUGUUUGUCAGCGACGUUUCAACGAGGGCGAUCUAGUUCUGAGAGAAGUUUUCGAGAACACCAAGGAAGUGAACGCCGGUAAGCUCGGCGCUCGAUGGGAGGGUCCAUACCUCAUGUCUAGAGCGGUUCGUCCAGGAGUUUACGAACUCGUAACCAUGGCCGGGGAACAGAUCAAAAACUCGUGGAACGCAGCCCACUUGAAACGUUAUUACAGCUAA